Carlito syrichta (Philippine tarsier) is the source of this 567-nucleotide messenger RNA. RefSeq names its product proline and serine rich 2 (gene PROSER2). Lineage: Eukaryota; Metazoa; Chordata; Mammalia; Primates; Tarsiidae. The transcript has 4 exons. The record is from RefSeq and is a predicted model, not a curated record. The coding region runs from base 1 to 567 and encodes 188 amino acids.
AUGCCUAUAGCCCACCGGAAGUCAGACUCCUCGGAGAUGGACCCCGACGCGUCUCCCGGCUGCAGACUCAGCGGCCUGAGCAGAGGCGGAAGCUUGGAGAGUCAGAGCAGCAGUUCUGGGACCCGAAGCGUCUCUCUGGACGAUGAGAGCCUGAAGCACCUCACCCACGAGGAAAAGGACGUCAUCCUGUUUUUUGAAGAGACGAUCGGGUCCCUGGAAGACGACUUUGAGGAGCCAGUGCUGUGUGAUGGAGGUGGGCGCUGCCACUCUCCCCCGUCCCUGGAGGAGCACACGUCCAGUCCCGCCGAGCCUGAAGAUGUCAUCGACUUGGUGCAGCCCACUCCUGGCGCUGGGGACGCUGCAUGCCUUCCAGAGGGGACAUGGGCAGCAGCGUCCGGGCUGCGUCCGGUCCGCCUCCCGCGGGACUCGGAGCGGGGCCUGGAGACCCGGCGGCGUCCGGGAUGCUUCUUGUCCCACACCGAAGAUCUGAGGCAAGGCCUGGUGCAGGCCGGAGAGAGGCUGCCGCCCUCACUGGCCGAGUAUCGCUCAGGCUCCUCUGGCUCCUGA